UCCUGCUGCAACGCUGUAUCAGAUUAGUGCAGGACUUUUGAGAUAUAUGCGUGAUAAUGGUGUGACAGAUUUGAAUUUUUUGGAUAAUAAUGAUAAACGAUUUUACAACUUUAGAAAAACACUUGAUGCGCGGAUGAAAGAAAUAUCGUCCAAAGGUAUUGGACUUAAAAAGAAGCAAGCUGAUCCUAUUUCACCUGAUGAUGAAAAUUUACUUUGGGAUAAAAACUUGCUUGGGAGCGGAUCUUCUAAAUCGAUGCUAAAUACUGUUUUCUAUUACAAUUGUAAGUUGUUCGGACUCCGCGGCAUGGACGAACAUCGUUCUCUCACAAGCGACCAAUUCACUCUUGGACAAGAUAAAGAAGGAACUUAUAUUGAUUUCCAAGGGAAAACUUCCAAAAAUUUUUCUGGGGGGGCUACAUCAACGGAAAAUACAGGCAAAACAUGUUAGGCACUACAGCUCUUCGUCCGAUAUGAGAUCUUUGUAUUUGAUAUACAAAAAUUACUUGGAUCUAAUUGGAUCGUCUGGACCUGGAUCAUUUUACAGGCGCCCUAUUUCUGGACCUACCCCCAGAUUUUCGAGCCAAGUUGUCGGCGUUAACAAAUUAUCUACUAUUGUAAAAAAUAUGUGCUCGGAGGCAGGUUUGUCCGGAAAUUUUUCGAAUCAUUCAGGAAAGAGAACUUGUGCUACGUCCCUGUACAAUAAUGGGAUAGAUGAGCAGUUAAUUAUGGAAAGAACGGGACACAGAAGUGAUGCUGUCAGAAAGUAUAAACGGACUUCUACAACUCAACAGAGCAAAGUCAGUAAAUUAUUGGAUCCGCCACCCAAAAAGAUAUGUUCUUCAGGGACCGAAAACACGGAUCCUGAUGAGACGCCUAAUACCCAUCUGGAUGUAAAGUCUUCGUGUGAGCGUUAUUUUGGGGAAAACAUUUCUAACAUUUCGCCAUCUUCCCGGACCGACGGUGGUUUUGUCCUUUCUAACUGCAGUGUUAUCUUUAAUAUGCAUUGAACUGCAUGUUAUCCGCUUUUAUCACGUUUGUUUUUAAUUGUAUUGGUAAUACAUUGAAUAAAAUUUAUU
This is a messenger RNA of Ostrea edulis (European flat oyster), 1076 nucleotides long. RefSeq lists its product as uncharacterized. The transcript has 2 exons. The record is from RefSeq and is a predicted model, not a curated record. Gene Ontology annotation, molecular function: DNA binding. NCBI's taxonomy places the organism in Eukaryota, Metazoa, Mollusca, Bivalvia, Ostreida, Ostreidae. Bases 471 to 1007 code for a protein of 178 amino acids. Gene Ontology annotation, biological process: DNA integration; DNA recombination.